AUGCCGCCCCCCACAACCCACCCCCAACACCCCCCCUACGCCCCCCCACCAGGCCACCCCCCCACCCCUCGCCCAGCCACACCACCCACGCCACCCCUCCCACACCCAAAUCCGGGAGGCCACCCGCUCACCGGAAAACAGCACCAAGGGACCGGGCAACAGCACUGCAAGGGCAAACGAGCCCAGCCCACCUCCGGCCGCCCAGAGAGACGCGACCCUGAGGGAGGGAGAGGAAGGAACACCAGGGGAGGCGCAACAACCCAGGCCCUCGGGCCCGGCAGGGAGAAGCCCCGGAGAUCACGCCAUGAUUUAAGAGGAGCGAUCAACGGGGCCCCACCCAGCCAGGCGGAGGGAGGUGCGUGCGCGCCCAGCGCCCCCCCAAACAAUCCAGACGGCCGCCAGGGCGCCGCGAGCGCCAGGAACCACAGGAGGCCAACGACACCACACAAAGCGGCCACCCCCACGAAGAAAACACGACAGGCGACCCGGCCCGACCGGGCGCCAGACCCAGACGACUGCCGGGCCGCCACCCACGACAUUUUUAGUCGCAGAUGGCGACCCAGCGGACGCCCAAACCAGGCGCCCGACCGAGCCGAACCGCCCACCAUGCCCCCCCACGGAAGCAGCCACCCCGCAGGACGCCACCAGCCCCCCACGACCCCCGGCCCACGUGGCGACCCGGGGAACAAGGCCAACCACGUCGAGCAACAGGGGACAGCACCUGGAGGAUUAGCCAAGCAUGCAGUGACACCAAGUUAG
Molecule: messenger RNA, 759 nt
Organism: Acanthochromis polyacanthus (spiny chromis)
Lineage: Eukaryota; Metazoa; Chordata; Actinopteri; Pomacentridae
Product: proline-rich protein 2-like
Exons: 2
Coding region: 1-759 (252 amino acids)
Source: RefSeq, a predicted model, not a curated record